AUGCUGUCAAGCCUGCCUUCUGCCCUGGGUGGCCGAGCUCCGGUCUUGCUCCGACAUGGCCAUCGCAUCCCUCGAACUUUCUCUUCACCCGCCAGGACGCUCACCACGGCUUCUUCGAGUUCACCCGGCCGUGCUCUACUCCAGACGAAGCUGCAGCAAUCUAAAAGACUGGGCACCAUUUCCAUUGUCAGACCCUAUAGCGCCUCAGCUGCUGAUUCAGCUCCUAAUCCCAAAGCUUACAUCAACAGCGGCAUUAUCAAACCUCAACAAGAUGUCCAUGUCAAGAAGGUCCUUGUCAUCGGCAGUGGCGGCCUUGCCAUCGGUCAAGCCGGUGAAUUUGACUACUCAGGCUCACAAGCAUUGAAGGCUCUAAAAGAGGCUGGAGUAGCCUCCGUACUCAUCAACCCAAACAUCGCCACAAUCCAAACGAACCAUACCCUUGCCGACGAAGUAUACUAUCUGCCCGUCACCCCUGAGUAUGUCAGCUACGUCAUCGAGAAGGAGAAACCCGAUGGAAUAUUUUUGUCCUUUGGUGGGCAGACUGCUCUGAACUUGGGCGUUCAGAUGCAGCGCCUGGGCCUCUUCGAAAAGUACGGCGUCAAGGUUCUCGGUACCAGUGUUAGAACUCUGGAAGUUUCAGAGGACCGAGACCUAUUUGCCAAAGCCUUGGAGGAGAUCAACAUUCCCAUCGCCCAGUCCAUUGCUGUUGGAACAGUCGACGAGGCUCUGGACGCCGCUGAAAAGGUCGGCUAUCCUAUUAUUGUUCGCGCUGCCUACGCUUUGGGAGGCCUGGGUUCGGGAUUCGCCAACAACCCGGAAGAGCUUCGUAACAUGGCAGCUCGCUCAUUGACUUUGUCCCCUCAGAUCCUGGUCGAAAAGUCUCUCAAGGGCUGGAAGGAAGUCGAAUACGAGGUGGUGCGAGACGCGAACAACAACUGUAUUACCGUGUGCAACAUGGAAAACUUUGAUCCCCUUGGCAUUCACACUGGUGACUCGAUUGUCGUUGCCCCUUCUCAGACCUUGAGCGACGAGGAGUACCAUAUGCUCCGGUCUGCUGCUAUCAAGAUUGUAAGACAUCUUGGUGUUGUCGGAGAAUGCAACGUCCAGUACGCCCUGCAGCCUGAUGGCCUGGAUUACCGGGUCAUCGAAGUCAAUGCUCGUCUCUCUCGAUCCUCUGCCUUGGCAUCCAAAGCAACCGGCUACCCUCUGGCCUAUACGGCCGCCAAGAUUGGUCUGGGUCACAGUCUGCCUGAACUUCCCAACGCCGUUACCAAAACCACCACGGCCAAUUUCGAGCCCUCCCUGGACUACAUCGUCACAAAGAUCCCUCGCUGGGAUCUGUCCAAGUUUCAGCACGUCAAGCGCGAUAUUGGCAGCGCCAUGAAGUCAGUUGGUGAGGUCAUGGCCAUUGGCAGAACUUUUGAAGAGUCGUUCCAGAAAGCCAUUCGUCAGGUUGAUCCCCGAUUCGUGGGCUUCCAAGGCGAUCGCUUCGAGGACCUGGACUUUGAGCUGCAAAACCCUACCGACCGCCGAUGGCUAGCUGUUGGCCAGGCCAUGCUCCACGAGAACUACUCGGUCGAGAAGGUCCAUGAGCUGACCAAGAUUGACAAGUGGUUCCUGUACAAGCUCCAGAACAUUGUUGACUGCACGCGCGAGCUCCAGGCGGUUGGCAGUUUGAAGGCUCUGAAAAAGGACCAGAUCCUCAAGGCCAAGAAGAUGGGCUUCUCCGAUCGACAAAUCGCCUUGGCCGUCAACAGCACCGAAGAUGAGGUUCGUGCUUACAGAUUGAGCUUCAACAUCCACCCCUGGGUCAAGAAGAUUGAUACUCUGGCCGCCGAAUUCCCCGCCGAUACCAACUACCUGUACACGACCUACAACGGCUCCUCACACGACGUCACCUUUGACGACCAUGGCAAGGUGAUACUCGGAAGCGGUGUAUACCGUAUCGGCUCCUCUGUCGAGUUUGAUUGGUGUGCUGUCGGUGCCACUCAGGCUCUUCGCGAGAUGGGAGAAAAGACCGUCAUGAUAAACUAUAAUCCCGAGACAAUGUCCACUGAUAGCGACGUUGUCGACAAACUGUACUUUGAAGAACUCAGCUACGAGCGUGUAAUGGACAUUUAUGAUCUGGAAGGUUCGAGUGGCAUCGUGGUGUCAGUGGGCGGGCAGUUGCCUCAGAAUAUCGCGCUGCGCUUACAGGAAGCUGGCGGGGCCAAGGUUCUCGGAACUGACCCGAGAGACAUUGACAAGGCCGAAGAUCGCCAAAAGUUCUCCGAGAUUCUCGACAGCAUAGGCGUGGAUCAGCCGGCGUGGAAGGAACUCACCUCGGUCCAGGCUGCGGAGCAGUUCGCCGACGAGGUUGGCUAUCCAGUGCUCGUCCGUCCCAGCUACGUCCUGUCCGGUGCUGCCAUGACGGUCAUCCGGAGUCGGGAAGACCUCAAGGAGAAGCUCGAAGCCGCCAGCAGCGUGUCUCCUGACCACCCCGUUGUCAUCACCAAGUUCAUCGAAGGCGCGCAGGAGAUUGAUGUGGAUGCUGUCGCGUCCAAGGGCGAGCUGGUUGUCCACGCCGUCAGCGAGCACGUGGAGCAGGCGGGUGUUCACUCUGGCGACGCGACCCUGGUUCUGCCGCCCGCCAGCCUGGACGCGGCCGUCAUGGAACGCAUCAAGGAGAUUGCCAAAAAGGUGGCCAAGGCGUGGAACAUCACCGGGCCCUUCAACAUGCAAAUCAUCAAGGCCGACGACGCCCAGGCGGGCGAGCCUGCUCUCAAGGUCAUCGAGUGCAAUCUCCGGGCCUCCCGCUCCUUCCCCUUCAUCAGCAAGGUCCUGGGUCUCAACUUCAUCGACGUGGCCAUGAAGGCGCUCGUUGGCAAGGAUGUGCCCCAGCCCACGGACCUCAUGGCCGUCAAGCGCGACUACUUGGCCACCAAGGUGCCCCAGUUCUCCUGGACGCGCCUGGCCGGCGCCGACCCUUUUCUCGGCGUCGAAAUGGCUUCGACCGGCGAAAUGGCUUGUUUCGGCAAGGACCUUGUCGAGGCGUACUGGACGUCGGUCCAGUCCGCCAUGAACUUCCGCAUGCCCGAGCCCGGCGAGGGUCUCCUGCUGGGCGGCGACGUCACCAAGACUUGGCUGACCCAGGUUGUCGACUACGUCGCUCCGCUGGGCUACAAGCUGUACGCCGCCAGCAACGAGGUGAAGCAGUUCAUCGAGUCUACGGCCAAGGGCAACGUCGAGGUCGAGGUCAUUGAGUUCCCCAGGGAGGACAAGCGCGCCCUGCGAGAGGUUUUCAAAAGGUACGACAUCCGCGGAUGCUUCAACCUGGCGGUGGCCCGCGGCAAGACCACCCUCGACGUCGACUACGUCAUGCGCCGAAACGCCGUCGAUUUCGGCGUCCCUCUCUUUAUGGAGCCUCAGACCGCCAUCCUUUUUGCUCAAUGCAUGAGUGAGAAGCUCCCGCGCAAGGAGGGCAUUCCCUCGGAAGUCCGCCGAUGGUCCGACUUUAUCGGUGGCAAACCGCUGUAG
This is a messenger RNA of Ustilaginoidea virens, 3516 nucleotides long. RefSeq lists its product as uncharacterized. Gene Ontology annotation, biological process: L-citrulline biosynthetic process; UTP biosynthetic process; 'de novo' pyrimidine nucleobase biosynthetic process. Gene Ontology annotation, molecular function: ATP binding; dihydroorotase activity; metal ion binding. The transcript has 4 exons. Bases 1 to 3516 code for a protein of 1171 amino acids. NCBI's taxonomy places the organism in Eukaryota, Fungi, Ascomycota, Sordariomycetes, Hypocreales, Clavicipitaceae. Gene Ontology annotation, cellular component: cytosol; cytoplasm. The record is from RefSeq and is a predicted model, not a curated record.